Suricata suricatta (meerkat) is the source of this 2523-nucleotide messenger RNA. It is a transcript of the gene CCDC60, whose product is annotated as coiled-coil domain containing 60. Bases 441 to 2090 code for a protein of 549 amino acids. The record is from RefSeq and is a predicted model, not a curated record. Lineage: Eukaryota; Metazoa; Chordata; Mammalia; Carnivora; Herpestidae. The transcript has 14 exons.
UCUCCCUAGUUGUGGGAGCCGGAGCCUCACACUGGGGCCGCCUUAAAAUAGGGAUCUGGGGGCCCCUCUGUGGGCUCCCUUCAAACUUUCUCGGUGGAGUUUUAUUUUUUUAAUUCAUUUUAUUUUUGUUUACAGAAGAUAAAGAUAUCCCCUUCCAAAAAGGGUAAUAGCUCAUGAAAGUUGGUGACUUUCUAAAAAGCAAAUAAUUCCAAGCUUACCUGAUUCUACCUACUUUGGACCUCCUUCUCCUGUUUAUGGGAAACCAGAUGACUUGCUUUCCUUACUCUUGGGUCAGAAGCCUCUUUGGAAUCUGUGUAAAUCGCAUUGGGAAUCAGGGAGAUAUUGUUGGAGCCUCUCACACCAGUGGCUGCUGAAGUGGAAGAUUCUGGGGGGAAAAACUCUCUUUAGGGGGCACAGGCCACACCCAAGGGAUUUCCAAGAUGACCAACAUACCAGACACCAAGAAGAUGCAGAGUGUCCCCAACCCAGGGGCCCUCUGGCCCUUUAAUGCCUCAGAACAUCUAACACAGGUCCCAGACAAGUCGAUGAAGAGCAUCAAGUACACGAACAAGGAAAUAAUAGACCUCAAAAAAGACCUUGCACGAAGCCGCACGUUGGUUCGGUCGGUGAAGAUAGGCCGCGGGUACUUUAGCAUGCUGCGGGAGGAGAGCGCCUUGAAAAAGAGGGAACAGUACCUUCAGAAACUAAAAGAGGAAGAAAGACAUAAAUUCCAGCCAGCAAAAAAGAUCUCAGAAGUCCACUAUGGCGAUAUUCUUUUGCCAGCGCACAAUGAAGCCAAGAUCAGGAAGAUGGGCGCCAGAGUCGUACUUAGCCCAUUCGUCCCCGUGCACAGCUGCAUCAUCUCGCCCUCGCUGCCCGUGGCUCACGUGGAGUCCCUCUUCCGCCAGCUCUGUGCCCUCCACUGGCUCCUGGAGGCCCUGACUAUCGACCACACCCACUACACUAUGAAGCCCGUGAUCACCUGCUGGAAUCCAAAGGACCCGGGUGGAAGCAAGAGCACAAUAAAAAAAAUCAAUAAGGACAAGUCCAUGGAACAGAGGUGGGAGCACUUCGUGACAGCACCUAAGACCAAGAAAUUCAAACUUCCUGCUCUGCCUGUCACCAUCCGCAAACCAAGCCGGAGAGCCUCCAUCCUCAGUCUGUCGUGGAACAGUGGGGGAUCAUCCCCUCAGGGCAGUAUGGUCUCCAUGAACCCCGGUUCACAUGAGCCCCAGAGUGCGGUCACCCAGGUAAUAGGCAGCAAGGACACUGAGGACAGUGAAUCCUCUUCAACCAAGCCUGACGAAGAACCUCUCCACAUCAAUCUGCAGAAGCUCCUGGAGAUGGUUCGGGAAGAUGCCCGGAUGACAGUCAUGAUGGAAAAUGGGGUGCACAAAAAGGUGCCCAGUACCUUGUCCAUCGUCAGACAAACCAAGAGUGAUUCUACCUAUAAAGACAUGCAGACCACCCUCAAAUCAAGUGAAAGAUCCAGCAGUACAAGUGGAGAAAGCCACACCCCGCUCAUCCAGAGGAAGUCUAAAAGCCGUACCUACCGUGACAUCAUCCAGUACAAGAGUGGAGUGUCCAGUACCAUGAGGGCAAAGUUUUAUGGUGUGGCCCAGGAGGCCAGCUUCUGUCUUCAGGACAAGAUGGAAAUUCUCAUGAAGCGCCAAGAAGAGAGAGGUCUCCAGAAGUUCCAUUCUUUUGUCUUUGUCUCCAGUUUUAAAAAGGAUAUAGCAAAAAUGAGGCAUCGAGUCUCCAUGAUAAAAGCAGAUGCAAAAGAAAUCGCAGACCACUGGUACUUUGAUCUGCUUUCCAAACUCCCCGAGGAUCUGAAGAACUUCCCCCCUGCCAAAAAGAUUCUGGUGAAACUGCAGAAGUUUGGGGAAAACCUAGACCUCAGGAUCCGGCCCCAUGUCCUCCUGAAAGUGCUACAAGACCUGAGAAUCUGGGAACUGUGCUCUCCGGACAUAGCUGUGGCUAUCGAGUUUGUACGUGAACACAUCAUCCAUAUGUCUCAAGAGGAUUAUAUCAACUGGCUGCAGAACCGGAUCAAUAUCUCCAUCCGAUCCUUUAGUCUCCGGACAUAGUCUGGACCUGGGUCAACCCGCUGUCGCAUUGGAGGAGGGCUAGACUACACUGUAUCCCUGCUUCCUAUCCAUGUUCUUCUGUCCUGCCUACUCUCAUGGAUACCCACUAGAACAUAGGAGGGUCAUCUAGAGACUGACUUCUGGCAACAUUCUAGAAGGGGAGGCUCCCAGGUGGAAACUCCUUACAACCUCACACCCCAGCCUCAAACUCCCAGUCUCUGUUCCCCAUUGAUCGAGCCUGACUCUACUCAACCCCUCUCCAGAUUCCUUUACCUUACUCCUCUUCCUCAAAUUCUGGUUAAUAAAAUGGAGCUGAAUGGAAAGAACUGGAACUGUGGAAUUUAGGUAUGAUACUCAGAUCCCAAAAUGACCACAGUUACCAUUUACUGAACUUUUGUUAUGCAAUAAGCCCCCAGUGCUGGGUUAAAUUAUA